Messenger RNA from Ornithorhynchus anatinus (platypus), 1669 nucleotides. It is a transcript of the gene TMEM129, whose product is annotated as transmembrane protein 129, E3 ubiquitin ligase. NCBI's taxonomy places the organism in Eukaryota, Metazoa, Chordata, Mammalia, Monotremata, Ornithorhynchidae. Gene Ontology annotation, biological process: protein ubiquitination. The transcript has 4 exons. Gene Ontology annotation, molecular function: ubiquitin protein ligase activity. Gene Ontology annotation, cellular component: endoplasmic reticulum; membrane. Bases 45 to 1133 code for a protein of 362 amino acids. The record is from RefSeq and is a predicted model, not a curated record.
UCGCCUCGCCUCGCCUCGCCUCCGGGGUGGUGGCGGCGGGGACGAUGGCCGGCGGCGAGGUGACGUUCAGCCUGGCCUACGUGGUGCUGUCCGUCUGCUUCGUCUUCCCGCCCAGCGAGGUCCAGGGCGCCGGCCUCACCGUGCAGAACCUGCUCUCCGCCUGGCUCGGCAGCCAGGACCGAGACUUCGUCCGCUACCACAUUCGCAGGACCACCGCCACCCUCCUCCUCCACGCGCUCCUGCCCCUCGGAUAUUACAUCGGAAUGUGCUUUGCGGCCCCGGAGAAGCAACUGCACCGUCUCGUCCAUCUCCCGGACGGCUGGAGAUUGUUCCUGAUGCUCGCCGUGGCUUUUCCCACGAUCGCCGGCACCUUGGCCUUUUACUGGUCGAGGAACAAGUGGGCUAACCACCCACUAGCCAGGACCAUAGCCCUUUUCGCCCUCCCGCCGAACGGCUGGCAGUCGGUGGCUACUUCCAUCAAUACGGAAUUCCGGCGGAUCGACAAGUUUGCCACGGGGGCGCCCGGAGCCAGGGUGAUCGUGACGGACACGUGGGUGAUGAAAGUGACCACGUAUCACGUGCACAUUGCUCAGCAGCAGGACAUCCACCUGACCGUAACGGAUUCGCAGCAGCACGAGCUCUCGCCGGAUUCCAAUUUGCCGGUACAGUUUCUCACCAUCAGCGUGGCCAGCGUUCAUCCCUACGUGAAAGCCUUUGAUAUCCGGUUGAAUUCUACCGAAUAUGGCGAGUUGAAGGAAAAGCUCCGUGCUCCUAUCCGCAAUGCAGCUAAUGUUGUGAUCCGCCAAAGCCUCAGUGACCUAUUCUUAGAUACAUUUACAUCUCUGGUGGAAAGAAACCAGGCAUACUCAGUGCCCAGCAAUCAGGAACUGGAGCCUUGUAUCGGUUGUAUGCAGAUGAGCGCCAACAUCAAGCUGGUGAAGACUUGCCAAGAAGAGUCAGAGGGAGAAUGCCAACAGUGUUACUGCCGGCCUAUGUGGUGCCUCACUUGCAUGGGCAAAUGGUUUGCCAGCCGGCAGGAUCAGCAACACCCCGAAACCUGGCUCUCGAGUCAAGUGCCUUGUCCCACCUGUCGGUCUAAAUUCUGUAUUUUGGAUGUUUGCAUAAUCCGCUGAAAACUCUCUAGGAUCCUCUGAAUGUAUCGGGGGAUUUUGGAAGAGGUUGACGGAAACCACACUGGGUCUGUACACGCUUGGUUGCUGUUGGUGGAAUUGCAGUGUUAUCGAAGUCCCCGAGACUCUCUUCACUUCCUUACUCUCCCCGCGUCACCCAAAACUCCGUUGCUUUGGGCUUCUCUCCUUCACUGCACAGCUUUUUGGGGUUGAGUUUAAUUUCAGUGUUUUGGGAGACUACAGUAGGUAGUGUGAUGCCUGGACCUUGACCUGGACAUCCAAGAACAUUUGCUUCCCUGAAAUCUUCUGGGAUAUUCUGAUCUCUGAGUGUACAGAGAAAUCCCAGGCCAGAUAUUCAGUCUUAAAUCUAGACUAGCAAAGGGCUAUAACUUUUGUUUUUUAGAUGAAACAAAGUGAACUACUCUCGUUCCUGGGUUAAAGUUCAUUCUGUGUGGUUUUUGCAAGAGUACUUUUCCGUGGUAUGGGACUUCAGAACUUGCAGACCCAAGCAGGGUUUAUGAAUAAAGGCAUGACCUGAA